Haliotis rubra (blacklip abalone) is the source of this 8728-nucleotide messenger RNA. RefSeq lists its product as uncharacterized. Gene Ontology annotation, biological process: negative regulation of transcription by RNA polymerase II. The coding region runs from base 592 to 7173 and encodes 2193 amino acids. The transcript is spliced from 12 exons. NCBI's taxonomy places the organism in Eukaryota, Metazoa, Mollusca, Gastropoda, Lepetellida, Haliotidae. The record is from RefSeq and is a predicted model, not a curated record. Gene Ontology annotation, molecular function: protein binding; transcription corepressor activity. Gene Ontology annotation, cellular component: nucleus.
GUGUGUAGGAUGUGACGUAAGCGAUGUAACGGUUCUCAAGCGAGAGUCGUCUGCUGUUUGUUCAUUCUCUCGAUAGCGGCGAUAUGUUUUGACGUAAUACAGUUCGCUUUGGGCCUCGAGCUAAGAACAUAAUGAGGCUCCGAGCUGUUCAGGAGGCUUCUAGCCCAAUCGAUUUCCCAAAGGUCACGGCUUGCAUUUUGUAGCACGCGUGUGAAGAGUCUUCUUCAGAUGUAUGCGAUUUGGACACAGUGGGAUGGCUAGAUCUGUAAUGAGAGGCCGACUGAGCUUGAUACGUGCUGUGCUAUAAGUUGACGGGGAACUAUUACUGUACGAGUUGAGACGUAGGCCAUUCGUGUACGGUGGUGUCUUUCCUACUCCGAGGGAACACAGGUUUACGUCAUAACCGCAUUGCGUUGGUGGCGAUAUGGGAAUUAUUUCCUCGUUGGACGAGCGAGAAUCCUUCUCGGCAAGGGACAACGCUGGUGUCGUUACACAAGCCGGAAAUAUGUCAUAAUUUGAAUCUUGAAUAUUGUCAGUGAUCUAAUUUGUGUGGCGUUGUUAUCGGCAGGCGUCUUCCCGAUAGCCGCCACGAUGUAUAAUCACAAGGAACAAGGUAAAGGCAUACCACCGUUGGCCAUGGGAAUGGUGGAUCAGCGGAAAGCUCAAUACCCAGGAUACCCUAUACAACAGCCGCACCCUGAGACUGCUUCCUUAUCCAGGGGUACGCUUGUUCCCGGGGUGACUCAGUCUAAGAUUGUCCCACCACUUGCAUAUGCCUCAACUCAAGGACAUAAUUCCACCCUGACGUCACAGAGCAGCUCAUUGUAUUACUAUGGCAACAGUGUAUCCUCGGAGGCCAGUUCUCGAUUCCCACGAUCCCAUUCAGGACACUCGGGAACCGUACAACCUCAAAGUCUUUCAGUGAAUAGUGCCAUCUCUGCGGAAAGCCAGAACCAUGUGUCUUCGUAUGGAGGCGGGUCUAUACAAAAUGGUUUACCUUUGACGAGCAGACCCGAGAGAGUUCCACCGUUGACCACUGUUGGAUACCCAUCUCUUGGUCAACAACGUGUUCAGUCUUCACAGCUUGGAGCCAUCGACUCUGGACUUAUUUCAGGAUACCCUAGUUCAAUACAAACUGGAAUACCUCAAAGUGGCGUUCAGAAUCGGGGUGGAUUAACUGGCGUGUUUAAGUUAAAACAGUCUUCUGACUAUAGGCAGCAUAUACAUGAAGCUGCAACUGUGGAUAAACACAGCUCUGUUCCUAGCCCCAGGUCGUCCGGGUCGGUGUAUCCGGGAUCCGUAGCCAUGGGCUAUCAGACGGGGAGCAGCAUAUCACAGUCGCCUAAACAAUCUGGAUACCCGCAUUCUAGUGCAGUGACUCCAGCAAGCCAGACAAUGAAAAUGCCGAUGCCUGUGCAAUCUAGUUCCAUACAGAGUGCAAUGCAUGCCAUGAGUAGACAUUCCCCUAUCAGACAGGGCUACCAGGGUCAGUCAAAUCAAUACGGGCCUCUUCAGAGUCCCACCGGUUCUCAACAACGUCAAGUAUUAAGUGAAAGUGGCUACGGGAUCCCGAGAUCCACCAUCCCAAUGUCUUACAGUCAAACAUCUGGAGCUUCUUCCGAGGCUCUGAGACGCUCAAAUCAAAUGCCCAACACACCCCACUCGUCUCACCAUCACUAUAAUCCAAGCAGCCAACACGCCCCUGUGUCCCACAGUGGCGACAAGCGUCAUAGUGUGUAUUCUGUGCCAAGCAACCAGAGCGCUAGACCACUGACGUCAUCCCAAGGUGUGAGUGUUCGUGGGCAGGAUUACCCUCCGAGGAGGACAGAGACCAAAGAACCACCAGUUAAACAUGUGAUGCAGCCUGUGAAAAGUGGAUCUAUACAGACUGGUAUGCCUUUAGAUUUGACUAGUGUUGAUAAUAGCCUGAGCGCUAGGGUUGCUUCUGAAAGCCCCCUAGAUUUGUCAGUUAAAACUAGAAAGCGAUGUGUAGAUACUGCGAUAGACUACGGAUUGUCCGAAACAGAUAACAGAGGAGUGCCUCCGAUGAAGAAACCGUGUGUCAAAGCCGAUAUUCCUGUGGAUCUACGGUCUAAAGAGGUAGGCAGUAAGGUGUUAAUGACUGCUCCAGCACCUCAAAGACAAAAAUACACAUAUGAUAUUGAAACUGAUCAAAUGUUUGAUAUCAAGCUACAGCAGAAUAUUUGCCAAAGUAAUGUGUAUAUGAAAGGGAACAAGUAUGCUUAUCAAAGUCAAAGACACGUGCAACCUAAAGUUGAACAUAGUCAGCCAAAGACAGAGCAAAUACAGAAUAUAUAUUAUCCGGCGCAUGAUUCAAAUGUUUCCCAAGUUGAAGGUUUCCAGAACCAAGGGCCAGUUAAAUCGCCUCUUCGUCUGCAGCCAAAAUACGAGGAACAAAAAACAUGUUAUCCCUCACCUCCUGAAAUAAAUGCAUACCCCAGUCAGAUUCCACAAAAGACAACUGUUCCUCAUCUCCAUGUUUCUAGUCAAAGUGUUGUGUAUGCCAAGGCUACUGGAUCUUAUGCUGACGCAUCCGAUUACAGAAGGGCCAUGUCCUAUAGCCAAAACACAUCAUCCUCAUAUGGAAUAAAGAAUGAUAUACAUACUACAAACUCCUAUCAAAAACCUGUCAGUAGCUAUAUUUCAUCUCAGACCAGUCAUCAAAGGCAACCAGGGUCUCAGAGUAGCGUCAGUUCCAGUUCAAAUCAUAAAUCUCAGCCGCACCAUCCAAUAUAUCCUUCAAUGCAGAAGCAACAACAUCAGCAACAUCAGCAGCAACAUCAACAACAGCUGCUUCAUCAAAGAUCGUUGCAGCAACAUCAGCUCAUGCAGCACCCGAUGUCGCAUCAUCAUCAACAGCCGCCACCUCCUGCUCAGCAGCAGCAACAACUGCAACAGCAACAACAACAGCCACAGAGACCUCCACAGAAUCAGUAUUACAGUAAACCAACUUCUCAAAGUACAAUAGCUAGCCCUCUCUACAGUCAGAGCAUGGUUGCAACCAAGUCAGCGUUCUAUCCGCAGAAGAAAGAAGAGCAGAGAUCUGUGGACAGUAGAUAUCAUGAAUCAAUUCGAUCUCAUUCAAAUGUUACUCAAACUAAGCCUUCCUAUGAAAUGAAGCUACCUAGUAGUAAUGGAUACAUUGUUACAACUCAUGAUAAGAGGAAUGUUCCCAAGUCUCAGGUUAUAAGCACAACCCUGUACAAGCCCCCAGUGUCAGAACAACAAGAAGUUCAGAGACCCGAGGCCUCUCAAACUACCCCCGAAAUUCAAAUCACAGGUGUGACUGCAGCCCCUUCUCAGAAGUCCCAACCUCAGCCUGCUGCUGCUGCUGAAACACAGAAGGAUGAACAAAUGAACAUGGCCAAGUACACUGAGCCACUGACAAUAGCUAUACCGACAUCCACCAGCAAUAGUGACCAAAGCCAAAAACCUGCACCGAAAUCCGUCCCUCGUCCUGGACCACACAAAAUAUUGUCCAAAAAGCACAGGAUACUAAAUGCUUUUGGCCAAGACGAAGAUCAGAAGCGCGUGGCAACCCACGUACCUAGCUCAAUUCCUCAUCACGUUCAUCGUACUAUGGACGGUGUGUUCAAGAUGCCAACGAUUUCCCCAUCAAGUCCAGCUUCUCCUAAAAUGCCAAUUCUUAGCCCACACGAUAAAAUUCCCCCUCCCGAGGAUGCCUCUCUACACAAUGAACCGCCGCAGCUUGAUCCUCCAGCAACUCCUGUUAAGAAUAGACUAGUUCCUGGCGCUGUUGGAGUCCGCGGGGAGAACAUUCAGAGGGCACAGCAAGGAGAUAAAGCUGUGAAGGAGAAGGAUGGUUCAAAGAUUCUCCUAAAACCACCUGCUCCACCUUCAGCUGAAGCAACAGCUGAUGGGCAGGUGAGGCCCGGUGAGAAAUAUGUACGGCCGGAGAUUAUGAGAAGGAAUUCGUUGCCCGAGAGGCCAUCAAUGUAUCAAAAAAAUAUCCCCGUUGCCAACGUUGCGCCCUUUGUUCAUUCAAAUAAGGACCAAAUUGGAGUACAUUCCGACUCAACCCAAGUUCUUCCAGAGGACAGUCUGAACAAUGAAUCAUCUUCUAGUCAAGGAGUACGUCAAGACAAAGAGAGUUCCAACACCAGGAAUGGAAACAAACAGUCAAAAUCCACUCCGACAAAGAAACAAAAGCAGGACAGUACAAAGGCAUCGCAAAAGCGAUCUAGUCAGUAUAUCAGAAAGAUUGCCAAGUUGAGUAAAACGACCCCACGAAAGAAAGAACUCAAGUUUCUGGCAGCCCCUCUGAAGUACAAGCUUCUGAAGGCUACGACGGAAAUACAUGAAAUGGAAGAAGCAUCCUUGGUUAGGAACUACAAGAAGCAGGGUCUUCGUCCACGACAGAAGCAGGUUCCUGUGAAGAAGCCACCAAAGGCAAAGCGGAAACAGGUGCGGAUUUCUAAAAAGGACAAACUACUGGAAGAAGCAGGAGACUCAGAAGGAUUUGAGGUGGACAAACACAACACACAGAAGGAAAUCAUAGCAGAACCGACCAAAAAGAAGGAGACAACCACCGUUGCAAGGCAGGAAAGACCACUACGGCGAGCUGUCAUAAAGAUUGACAGGAUCGAAGACAGCGCAGACAGUCGUCUUCGACUUGAGCAACCUCCAUCCCCGACGAGAAGGACGUUGUCCAACCUGAGCAGAAGGGCUCAAGAGUUGAAGAGGAAAGCCAUCGAUGGCCCCCGUAGACGAGGCACUAGGAGGAGGCCUAUACGUGCUCCGUUGGUUCACUGUGGUUUUACAGAUUUUCAGCCACUGGUUCUACAGACGAGAACACGGAAUCGGUGCACAGGAAGGAGGCGUGUCACGCAAUACAACAGAAAUGCCGCUUAUGAGAAGGAACUCCGGAAGGACGAGUCUCGAAGGGCGUUGAACCGGGCCAAGCGGCGAGCGCGCCUGCGCAGAGUAACUAGACAGGAUACGUCAUAUCCGGAAGAUGAGGAGUAUGACGACGAAGAUGACGACGACACUGAUGGAUGCUGGGAAAUUUCAAAGUCAAGUCAACGUCAGACUGUGGGUAGGAGUAAGGGGGGUUUGAUGAUGAAACUGUAUUACAGAAGCGGACAGGAUACGCUGCCCACUAGAGGGCGCCGUGCGAGACAUGUGCAAGAAUUCAUCGGCCCUGAUUGCGAGCGUCCGUCAACAAAACAGUCCCGCGGAAAGGCUAGGCCCCGCGGAAAGAUGAAAAACAAAGGCAAAUUUCAAAGUCAGUUUGAACAAUUCUUGAGACAGGAUUUAGGAUCGGAAGGAGAUCUGUUGGAUGAUUCUUUCGCACAUUUUGGAGAUGACGAGGAAUCUACAACCUACCUAGUUCAGUCCGACGACCCAAACGGAGGUGUGGUGUCAUAUCCCAUCCCGCCGGAAAUGAAGAAACUGGCCAUCAACAAGAAUUCUGGGGAGACCCUAUUACACCGUGCAGCCCGCCUGGGAUACGAGGACGUGGCCUUGUACUGCAUACGUACUCACACAGUCCAGGUUAACGCGCGAGACAACGCGGGAUACACCGCACUGCACGAGAGUUGCGUGAAGGGCAACAUCAACGUCGCACGUCAUCUUAUAGAACAUGGUGCCGACGUCAACUGCUGUUCUCAGGAUGGUAUCAGACCAAUUCACGAUGCCGUUGAGAACGACCACCUGGAAAUCGUCCGUCUUCUCCUGUCCUGUGGCGCCGACCCAAGCAUCGCUACGUACGGCGGCAAAACCCCAAUCAAGAUAUCUCACUCGCCCGCCAUGACAACCCUGCUUAAAGGAUACUUUGGAGACAUCAAUGGAUUUGACUCUGAGAACGAAGAAACGCCAUGGGAAUUUGCCGGGACGUCCAUAUCAUGUGAUGCUGCACAGGGCAAGGGGUUUGAUAUUUUUGCUGACGUGCCCUCUGACCCGGAAGACGAGACGGAUGACCUCUUUGACGUAGAGAUGACGUCAGCGAUCCGAACUUAUGACCUCCACCUUGAAAGCGCAGACAGACUGGACCGAUAUGUGUGUGUUCGAGACGCCAUGGCCGACUUCCGUAUGUCCAAGGACGACAUGAAGAAGAUAUGCGGGAACAAGAUUCAGCUCCACAAAAUAUCAGCUGGAGCGCUGUGUAAAUCAACAGAACACAACGUGCUGACCUUUUGUCACCAGAACGUGUCACCAGUUGAACUAAUGAACUUCCGAGAUUACAACACACUGGAGCCAAAAAUGAUCGAGCAUUUAAAGAAGUCCGAAGAUAGCACAAAAGCCAAAAAAGCCAAACCGAAAAAGAGGCCAUCGACUCCGUCUAAAAAGUCGCGGAAAACCAAACAGUUAGUCGAAUCUUCCGAUAACGAGAGCGAUGCGACGAUAGAGUUCGGCAGUCCUUUCAACAGCGACGACGAGAGCGUAGAUUACAUGGAUUUGUAUUCAUUCAACGAGUUUGAACCCGAAACCACAAACACUGAACAGAAGAAGCCGUUGAAAUUCACACCGAAACAGGAGUUAUGUGUUCAGUUGAAGAAGGAAACCUUUCCCCGAGUAGAGGCUCCUAAGGCUAGACGGAAAUCGACGGAGAACACGAAAACCGAAAAGCACGAACAAAACAGUGUCGGAAAACCGGAAGUGCGUCAUCCCUCUAAACCUUCUCUGAGUCAUUCGUCCAAGUCGGAUUCCAACGUUUUGUUCAAGACAAAACUAACUAAUACAUCGAAAUCGAAAAGUGACCCAAGCCAAUUCAGUGGGAAAAGUCUACACUCAUCUAAAAUGCGAAUACGUGAAAAUACGUCCAUUGACGCGACGAAAGCUUCCAUGAAGGCUCAAAGUGAACACAUAUAUUCGUUUGACGAACAUGACAAUAUGUUGUCAGCCGGAGAGGACACAGAGAUUAGUUUUCCUCGCAUUGACCGCCUAUUCUCUGAAAGGGGAGAUAAACACGGCCUCCGUAAAGAACGUAGUGUAGACUGCAAGAAAGGCCUGGAAAAAUCAUUCAGGACUAUUAUGAGCAAUUCCAAAGAGGACCACUUCCGUUUCAAAAUUGGGACAAUCUCGCAAGACUCUCACGAGAACCCGCGUGGUUUUCUCACCGGAAGUGACACGCCCGACACGCUACAAGGGCCCCACAACUUUAAAAACGUGAGAUCGCAAGCAGCGAUGUGAUUAAGCAUUUAGGAACACAAGCACAAUUGCCCGUUUGAAUAUAAUUGCAUUUCAAGACCAUUUCAGCCGAAUUGAUCAUUCCCUUGUCGCGGAAUCAAUACAUUUCUGGUCGCCAUGGAUACAGCCGCCGUCCCAGCGUUUUGCGAUGGCGACUGCCAAAGAGGAUAUUAAUACCGGCGCUCGGUGAUCGACGAGUAAUAAAUGAAAUAGAUGCUUUUAAUCGAUAUGUUGGCAUUCGAUAUUGUUUGCUCUUGACAAGUGAUUGACAGCAAUAUGUGAUCAUUGUUCCGCUUGUGAAUAGCCGCCAAAUGGAUAUAUAUAUAUAUAACUGUGAAAUUGAACAUCUUGUGAUCUCAUGAUGGUAUUACCUACAGUGUGUGAAAGAAACUUAAGCAGUGUCACGUGACUAUCCCCCAGCAUCUGUAUUGAUCGUGUGGUAUAUUCAUUCCUGUUGUGUUGAAAGCUUUCGAAGCGAAUGUCUCUGUAGUUCGUUAACAACGAUUCGUAGUUUAUCCUCUGUUUCUGUCAAAUAAGAAUUACAAUUGAGUUUUGAAAAAAAAAAUAUACAUCUUGUUGCUGAUUGUAAGAAAGGGUCAAUUGUGAUUUGAUAUGUCAAAUAUAUUGAAGUAUUAUGAUUGUUGAAUUCUGUCAUAUGAUGCAUAGAAUCGUGUACAUUUCAGUUGUUAAUUUCACAUUUGAAAUAUAGAUCUCUUCACACUUGCCCCAUUGGGGCGCUGUGGAUAAUCGUGUUGUUUUGAUAACUUUUUAUUGACUCUGUUAUAUUAAAUGGCAUAAUGUUCAUGACAUAAUUGUUGAGACUUUCAAGAUGGUCGUUCUGAGGACGCCUGCCAUUUUCAUAAACGUUUUGGCCGACGUACAUUUAUAAAUGACGUUAUGAACGAAGUCGAAACGUUACGCAACCAAAUGCACUGUGUUCAGUUUAACAUUCAGGGUUUAUCGGCGUAUUCAUUGUAAUCAGUACAACAGAAAAAAAUGUUUUCGUAUGUCUAACUUAUUUCAUUUAGAGUUCAACGUGAACCUUGUUUUAUCUUGUUACGAUUUAUUUCACGUUUGUUAAUAUUGUGCUAAAGAAGUCUGAGUUACCUCCCUUGUUUGGGCGUCAGCUGCUGUGUAGUUAAUACUGAAGGGAGUAUUCUUAAUACGUGAGUUGAUUUACUUUUCAAGAAUUCAUUCCAAACAUAUUGUCUUCUGAUAAGAAUCAAUUUGUGAUGAGGGCAUUUAUAGCUGUCAAUCAGAACGUCGUUUUCGUCAACGCACUGUGUGGAGCUUGGUGUUGUAUCUUAUUAUGACCCUGCACUGUUCGGAGUUUGUCAGUUUGAAAACUAUAUAUGGACGGAUGCUACGACGCAAUACGUUCUGGUUGAUCAACGAAUGAGAAAAAAAGAAUUAGUUUUAGCUAGUGCCGUCCAUUUUGUUUGUUUUACGUGCUCAUAUGCGAUAUUAUAUUCUGAAUGGUAAACCUGUUUGGAUAUGUGUUCGAUGUCAUGUUAUAAAGUGUUAAGUAUGGCAGUGAAAAUAAACCGAUUUGUUCUUA